AUGGCGAUGUUUGUGGACGCGCGCACGCGCGCGCUCCAGGCGGCCAGCACGGACGCCGUACUGCCCAGCUCGAGCGAUCCGGUGGCGGACCUGGCGGCGGAGCGAAGGCGCGCGGGCUUCGACGUGGCGGAGCUGAUGCGGUUCUUGCACGGCGGGCAGGAGAGGAUCGAUCGAAAAGCCCGUCUGGCAGAGAUGCUUCAAAAGACAGAUUGGGGCAACAAGUCCCGUCGAUACUUCAUGACGACUGAGGAACAAUACGUGGCGGGGCUGCAGGUGGCGUUCGGAAUUCGGGAACUCGUGAAGGAGCAUGGGCUGAGCGAAGCUGACCGCCGCCUGCUGGCUCUCAUGGUGGCCCUGCCAGGAGGUCUUGAUGUUCACGACCUGAUGUUCGUGCCAUGUUUCAUUGACCAUGGCACCGAGGAGCAGCAGGAGAAGUGGGUGGAAAGGGCGCGAAAUUGCGAGGUCAUUGGCGCAUACGCCCAGACGGAGUUGGGCCAUGGCACAUUUGUGAGGGGUCUCGAGACGACGGCCACUUACGACCCCGAGCGGGCCGAGUUCAUUCUGCACUCCCCGACGCUCACCUCAACCAAAUGGUGGCCCGGUGGCCUUGGCAAGACGGCGUCGCACUGCAUCCUGACCGCCAGGCUCUUCGUCAAGGGCGUCGACAGGGGCCCACACGUCUUUGUGGUGCAGCUUCGGUCAAUGGAGGACCACAAGCCCCUGCCCGGGAUCAUGCUCGGCGACAUCGGCCCAAAGUUUGCGUACAGGGGCGUGGACAACGGGUUCUUGCGUUUCGACCACGUGCGCGUGCCUCGAGACGCCAUGCUGAUGCGCUUUGCCAAGGUGACGCCCGGCGGUGAGUACGUGCCGCCUACCGCCGACAACGCCAAGUCCACAUACGCCACCAUGAUGUACGUGAGGUGCGGCCUGGCGGGCGACUCCGCCAGGCACCUGGCCAUGGCUGUGACCAUCGCCGUGCGCUACUGCGCCGUGCGAAGGCAGACAGCGCCGUCGCCGGGCCUCAAGGAGACGCAGGUCCUGGACUACCAGUCCGUGUCCGGCACCCUGCUGCCCCUCAUUGCCACCUCCUUCGCCCUCCACUUCAGCGGCAAGGCCGCCAUGGCGUCCUACCACGACUUUGAGCGCCGCCGCGACACGGGCGACUUCGACGGCCUGGCGGAGCUGCACGCGCUGUCGGCGGGCCUCAAGGCCCUCUGCACCUGGGUCACGGCCGACGGCAUCGAGGCCUGCCGGCGCAGCUGCGGGGGCCACGGCUACAGCAGGCUGUCGGGGCUGCCGGACCUGUACGGGUUCUAUGUGAAGAACGUGACCCUGGAGGGCGAGAACAAGGUGCUGUGCCUGCAAGUUGGCCGCCACCUCAUCAAGGCACUGCUGGCCGCCCAAUCGGGCAGGCCCCUCCGCGGCGCCGCGGCCUACCUGUCGGACGGCUUUUUCGAAAUGUCCCAGCUCUGCGCCGUGGACCAGCGGGCCCGCUGGCUGGACCACGGGGUCCAGGCGGAGGCCUUCCGGCGGGCGGCGGUGCAGGCGGUGGCCAGCGCGGCGGACCUGCUGAGGGAGGAGGGCGGCGGGGAGGUGGCGUUCGAGGGGGCGGUAUGGAAUGCCUGCAACGAGGCCGUCAUCAAGUGA
Molecule: messenger RNA, 1647 nt
Organism: Ostreobium quekettii
Lineage: Eukaryota; Viridiplantae; Chlorophyta; Ulvophyceae; Bryopsidales; Ostreobiaceae
Source: the annotation of a GenBank genome assembly